Owenia fusiformis is the source of this 1028-nucleotide messenger RNA. Lineage: Eukaryota; Metazoa; Annelida; Polychaeta; Sabellida; Oweniidae. The record is from the annotation of a GenBank genome assembly.
GUUAAAAUAACCUUAUACAUUUAGCAUAAUAAAAAUACUACAAGUCGGCAGUAAUUGCUUUACUGCUCCACAUAUUGACUGAGUAUACAGUUUAACCUAAUAUCACCAUGACCUUUACUAAGUUACAAACAGCAUGUAAAGUAGAAGUGUAAAACAUUAGAUGUAUUCAGUUCAUUAUUAACCAGCAAACAAAUAGUAAAUAUUCAUCAGAAAAUGUCUACAUAUUACGACUGUUUUGAGGGGCUUACAAUCAUAGAUGGUGUUGCUUAUCCUACAACAUAUGAUCACCCUGAUGCAAUUCGGCAGAUGAAAAUGUAUGAUAAGAUGAGAAGUGAUGAUGUCAUAAUUUGUUCUUAUCCACGCUCAGGCACCCACUGGGCCAUAGCCCUGGUUGAUCUGGUGAUGCGGGAGGGAGAUACGGAGGCUGCAGAUAACAUUCAUAUCAACUUUAGAAGUCAAUGGAUGCACAUCUCACAGCAAAUAUGGUCAGGAGAGGUCACUAUGGCAGCAGAGGGUAACAAUCCAAUGAGAGAAGCCGAAAUGUUGCCAUCACCAAGGUUACUCACUAGCCAUCUUUCUUAUAAUGUAAUGCCAGAAUCUGUGCAACAGGGGAAAUGCAAGGUGGUGGUAGUACAAAGGAAUCCAAAGUCUGUACUAAACAGCAGAUACAAGUAUGAAACGCUGGUCCCAGAAAGGUUUCUUGAAGUACCAACAUUUGAUACAUUUCUUGAUAGCAAUCUGACAGAUGCACAAGAUCGAGCCCCUAAUGGUACAUGGUUGAAUCAUGUAAGUGGUUGGUGGCAAAACAGAGACAAACUGAAGGGAAACAUUCACUUCCUAAACUAUGAAGACAUGGUACAGGACAUGCCAAAAGUGGUGACAGGACUCGCUAAAUUUCUCGACAAAAAUCUCACACAAGAAACUAUCAACAAAAUUAGUGAAUAUCUGAAAUUUGAAAACAUGAAAAAGAAUCCAAAGACAGAUAAAGCCUUUGAGAAAGUUGUUGUAUAUGCUGGAAAGACAGAUCC